Molecule: messenger RNA, 3068 nt
Organism: Pelodiscus sinensis (Chinese soft-shelled turtle)
Lineage: Eukaryota; Metazoa; Chordata; Testudines; Trionychidae
Source: RefSeq, a predicted model, not a curated record
AUAUCUUAUAGGCGCAGCUGGUGGAUCUGAAAUCUGAACUGACAGAAACUCAGGCUGAGAGAGUAGUACUGGAAAAAGAGGUGCACGAUCAGCUUUUACAACUCCAUGCCAUUCAACUUCAGCUGCAUGCCAAAACUGGUCAGAGUGUUGAUUCUGGGGCAAUUAAAGCAAAAUUGGAGAGAGAGCUUGAAGCCAACAAGAAAGAAAAGGUGAAAGAAGCUCAACUUGAAGCUGAGGUGAAGUUACUGAGGAAGGAAAAUGAAGCACUUCGUCGACACAUAGCUGUGCUUCAGGCUGAAGUUUAUGGGGCAAGACUGGCAGCCAAAUACUUAGAUAAAGAACUAGCUGGAAGGGUCCAGCAGAUUCAGUUACUAGGUCGAGAUAUGAAGGGUCCUGCUCAUGAUAAACUUUGGAACCAGCUAGAAGCAGAAAUACACCUGCAUCGUCACAAAACUGUUAUAAGAGCAUGUCGGGGUCGUAAUGACCUGAAACGACCAAUGCAAGCACCACCAGGGCAUGAACCAGACUCCUUAAAGAAGAGUCAAGGCGUUGGUCCAAUCAGAAAAGUUCUCCUUGUUAAAGAAGACCAUGAGGGACUAGGCAUUUCAAUCACAGGUGGGAAGGAGCAUGGUGUUCCAAUAUUAAUCUCUGAAAUCCACCCUGGUCAACCUGCUGACCGAUGUGGAGGUCUGCAUGUUGGAGAUGCCAUUCUGGCAGUAAAUGGAGUCAAUCUGAGAGAUGCCAAACAUAAAGAAGCAGUAACUAUUCUUUCUCAGCAGAGAGGGGAGAUUGAAUUUGAAGUGGUGUAUGUUGCUCCAGAGGUAGACUCAGAUGAUGAAAAUGUAGAAUAUGAGGAUGAAAGUGGACAUCGCUAUCGCUUGUAUCUUGAUGAAUUAGAGGAAGGUGGAAAUUCAGGUUCUCAUAGGAAAGAUGCAAGUGCAGAUGUCAAACCAUCAGAAGUGUUUGGUAAGAAACCAAGUGUUGGUGGACAUGAAAAUGGAGACCUAGGAAAUUCAGUUCAAACUUCCUUAGAAGAGACUGCACCUAAAUUGGCAGAUUCUGCUGAGUCCUUGUCCUAAAGAAAUCGACUGACCUGAUCACUUCUCCAGGAAAGAUUGAUAAUCAGUAUAGACUGUUUAAAUUUUAUAUACCAGUAGGUUGUAAAAGGACUAUUAAAAAUCAAAGGAAACCUGUAUUACUGUUGCCUGCAAAAAUGGCGGUUACCUCAGGGCUUCUUUGUGAACAAUUCAUAAAAUGUAAAAUGGUUUCUCUGUGACACACAGUAGUUAACACAUUGCAUGUAAAAUGGAUUUUCCUUGAACUGUAAACACCAAAGCAUGUGGUUUCCAAAAGAAAAUGCAUUUAACUUUGGAUCCUAUUGAUGACCUUGAAGGGUGUAGAAUAAAUUUGUAGCCAACUUUAUUUUGUUGCUUUGUCUCUGAGUAAAAGUAAAGAAUUAACAGCACUUGGAUCCAAAUCAACCUUUAACUCUUAAAAAGGAGAGAAGUGAAUAUUUAGGAUGGUGACCCUGAAUUUUCCAUUUAAAGUUUUUGAUCUUCAAUUAAAAGGGGAAGAGGAAGGGAGGGAGGAUUUAAAAAAAAAAGUCACAAUUCAGAUUUUUACAUAAUAGAAAAAAGCAAAUGUUUUAGUUAAAAAAAAAAAAAAGUGGAAAGAACAACUGUUAAGUAUGGUGAAUUCUAAACUCCCAGUCCACAAUCAAUUAAUCUGUGAGGCGAUUUUCAGCAUUAUUUAAUUUCUUUGAACAAUUUAUUGCCAAUCAGUGCUUCACUUUAAAUAUUCUCAAAAAGUAUUUAAACAGAACACAGUUCUGUUUGUUUUUCUAAUGCAAAAUUAGUGUAAAAAUGGCUUAACACUUUUUCAGAAUUAUGUCUGCCCUUGUACAUUAUAUCUGAGCAUCAUACAGUCAAUAUUCAUUAUUGAAUGGAUACUGUUAAAACAAAUAAGUAGUUUUAUAUAUUGAGUUUGUUCAUCAUGGGCUUGAUCCUAUGAGACACUGAGUACUUUUGGAUGGGUACUGACCACACUCAAUUCCCAUUGAAAUAAUCUUUAAUCAAAGGGAAUUGAAGACAUGCCAUACCUCACAACAGGUGCUCAGGGCCACGCAGUAUCUGGCCCUAGAUGUGUUAUAGUAUGACAGUCCUGUUAACCUAUAGCAUUUUAAUUGUUACUGUUGAAAUGAAAUACCAUUGCCUUCCAGGAUCAGUUAUAUUCAAAAAUACCUGAUAAUUGAUGUACAUCUAAAGGCCCAAAGCAUGUUUGGAAAAUGGUGAAGUUAUUAAAGGUGGUUUUCCUGGUUAGUUUCUCAUACUGUAUCUAUAGGUAUUUUAGUGAAACGCAAUAUACUACAUAUGCAAACUGUAAAAAGUGUAAUAGCUUUUAUUAAUCCAGGGUAAAGCAUGAAAUGCCUGCUCUCUCAUUCACUGCUCUGCGGACUGUUUUAAUGUGAAAAGAUGAGAUUUUGUAUUUUGAGAAUGGAACUAAUGUGAAAUAACAGCUUUGCAAAUGUUACUGUAUUGAUGUACAUAGAGAAAAAAAAUCUCAAAGGCCUUUAGAGGAAUAUCAAUCUAAUGUUUGAUGUUAAAAACUUUUGAUGUAGAACAGUUACUUACCCUCUUAGGAGCACUAUAUAUAUAUAUAUGUUUGUAUAGAUAUCUUUAAAAUGUAUAUACUUUAUUCAAAGAUUUUACUAUUUAUAAAACCUUUAACCAUUGCUCUUUUAAUGAUUUAAGGUGCAUGGUUCUAUUCACUCAAAAAGCUGUUUCAUUUACAAACAUUCUUUUGUGGUACAGCAUAUUAAAAUACUCUAUAAUAUUGCCUCCUAGGAGAAGUUAAUAUUUAAAAAUAGGGCUCAAUACAUAAACAAUAUAUCACCAGUUGCUCAUAAAACAUCUUUCUAUGCACCUGAAGCUCCAUGUGUCACAAGAAAUCUUCAGGUGCAUUUUAGCAGGUGAACUCAUUGCUAUAAUGUUGCAUCCAGACAUUCAGGCUGUGUCUAGACUACAUCCCUCUUUUGACAGAGGGAUGUAAAUUAGACACUUUGAAAUUGC